Molecule: messenger RNA, 2322 nt
Organism: Anopheles coustani
Lineage: Eukaryota; Metazoa; Arthropoda; Insecta; Diptera; Culicidae
Gene: sigmar
Product: tumor necrosis factor alpha-induced protein 8-like protein
Exons: 4
Coding region: 483-1064 (193 amino acids)
Biological process (GO): regulation of apoptotic process
Cellular component (GO): cytoplasm
Source: RefSeq, a predicted model, not a curated record
GUAGGUAGUUUAUACUCCCGCAUGGUUUUGUGACGAACGAAAUGUGUGUGCAUGUUUGUUAAGAUAUUAAAAAAAAAACAUAUUUAAAGUGUAACAAGCUGAGAGUUCUCUCCUUUGUACUAUGACGGUUCAUCGAACGCCCCAGUGUUUUGCAGUGGGGCGAUGACUAACAAAUACGGAUGGUUUUACUACAAAAGAUUCCGCAAGAGUACACUGAGUAGUAAACUGGUUUCGUCCUUGGGCACUAUGCAACCGGUGGUGGCGAAAAUUGACUUUCGCUUGUGUCUUACUUGUGUUAUGAUUUUUUCAUAUGCGAAAACUCCCACACGCCGGAAAGCGUCUGCAUUUAGUGAGAGUGUAAAAUAGAUACCCAAACCAAGCAAAAAAAAAAAGACAAUCUCCAAGGAAUCCCCAAAACGUCUCAGUAUCAGAAAAACACGAAAGUACAAAACCGUCGCUAGCAGAAACCGAUUCUCCACACGAUGAUCGACGCAGUUAUGACCGACAAUGCCUUCAAAGCGAAGGACAUUGGGCUCCGGGCGCAGAAGAAGAUCCUCUCGCGGAUGGCAAGCAAAAACGUCGCGAAGGUGUUCAUCGACGGCACGACCGCUUCGCUGCUGGACAAUGUCUACCGGUUGGUGAAGGUGCACACGGGCAGCAAAAAGGACGCCGAACGGCUAGUCAAAAACAUCAUCAAGAUCGUGAUCAAAAUCGCCGUCCUGCACCGGAACGGGCAGCUGAACGCGGACGAGCUGCGGCAGGCGGACCGCUUUCGGGCCAAAUUUCAGACGCUCCAGAUGGCGAUCCUGUCGUUCUACGAGGUCGACUACAGCUUCGAUCUGGGCUACCUGCAGAAAUCGCUCGCCGACUGCCGGAGUUUGCUGCGUGCGUGCGUCGUGCGCCACCUGACGGACAAAUCGCUCGGCCGCAUCGACGAGGUGUUCGACACGUUCGCCGAUUCCGCCCUGCUCGAGACGGCCUUCCGGCAGGACUCGCCGUACCGGGAGAUCAUGGAUAAGAUCGUGGUCGAUCUCAACAAGGCGAUGGAAAACGGCGACAUUUAAUGGCAGUAGUAGGAAGCACCCGUUUGCUCCCACCCUUCGGGCGGGCUAGAUUUCGACACACACACACACUCACAAAUGCACGAAAAAGCACAAGCGCCUCCAUUUUUACACCGCCACGUCCGGUGAACUGCUUGCCAUGCAUAACAGCACCAAGGGGCGGGAAAACACGAUGGACACACAUUUGUGCUUCGAGCUAAAACUGAUAUUUCAAAUCCAAAUCGCGAAUCAAGUCACUAUGGGGAAGAGAUAGAAAGAGGGAUGGAGCGAGAUGCUUCAUCGUUUCUGCUUUUAUUUAAUACAACGAUUGUGUUUAAGUUAUAUUUACUUAGGGCUAGAUAUAGUCGUUAAGAGCUACUAGUACUAUAGUAUAGACAGUACGGAGUGUUUAGCAAAUAAGGAAAGAAUGAUGUUACAAAGUCAGUGUGAAAACAGUGUCCAGCGCCGGUUGAUCGGUCCAUAUCAUCUCAAGAGAUUUUCCGAUGAUGCAUUUUUUGCCGAGCGAUCAAUAGCGUUUUCGUGUGCGUUUUUCCGUAUUCGAGUGUUAGACUUACAGGAUGCCACGGGAACUCCCCUGAUCUGCUCUUAUUCUCCAUCACGCCUCAUAAUGUACGGCACUAAUAGCGGUAGUUAUCAUUCUGCUUUCCGUGUACACCACAAGCAAACAAUCUAUCCAACUUUACACACGAACCAAUACGCUCCACACUCUCUCAAAACCGGACAGCCUAUGACAGUUAGAAAUACUGCACCGGAGUAUCACACUAAAUAAUGGACCAGUUUUGAAGCAAUCCUCCUCCCCGUAAGGCAGGCGGAACAACUCUUUACUCUUUAAUCUCACACCUUUCAACGGAAUUUGUUUUACGUUGUCAAGCAAGGCACCGAAGCAGAACGGUGUAAGGGAUAGGAUGUGAAACGGGAAGGAAACACAAAUUCACGUACAACUAGUAACACGACUCUAGAAACAGAAACAGCAACCAUGAGCAUAUUUCACAGAAUGCAGGAGAAUUUAGAUUCGGAAACGAAGAGCACACUUACGAGGCGAAUGGACAGUGCUGGACGACUUGUCCAUCGUGCCUCGUGAUCAUUUGUUAAGGAACAUUGUUUGAGAAUGAUCGCUUGAGAGAGUUUGUAUCAGAGGAUUGAUGUAGAUAGCGCAAGGAAGGCCAUCCUUUCUUGCGUUGUUUGGCGAUGUUGAAUGAGCAGUUUGUUGGUACUAAGUGAAAUAAAACCGAUGAUAUUUUGAAUGGGCACCUAGAGAAAU